CGCGCGACCCCCGCGACCGCUCAUUUCCUACUCGUACGUUCGAUUUCGUUCGACACGAGGGAUGUUGCACGGCGCCGUUUCGGGCUCGUAGGAACCGUGAUAUUCGAAGAGAAGUCGAAACGGAACGUUCGCGGAGUAUCCAGAGACAAGGAGGUGAAGUCUCAUUAAUCGGCGUGCCUGAUUCUCGCCGCAUCGGUCACAAUUGUCGGUCCUCAGCACCAUGGCGAUGAACGUGCCGUACGAGGCGAUCGGCAAGGGCUUCGUCCAGCAGUAUUACGCGAUGUUCGACGACGCGGCGCAAAGGCCGAACCUCAUAAACAUGUACAAUGCGGAGACAUCCUUUAUGACGUUCGAGGGCUUGCAGAUACAGGGCGCUAUCAAAAUCAUGGAGAAAUUAACUAGCUUAUCCUUUCAAAAAAUAAAUCGGAUAAUAACAGCGAUUGAUUCGCAACCAAUGUUCGAUGGUGGAGUUCUUAUUAAUGUAUUAGGAAGGUUGCAGGCAGAUGAGGAUCCACCACACGCCUUCUCGCAAUGUUUUGUGCUGAAACCAAUGGGUAAUUCAUACUAUUGUCAGCAUGAUAUCUUUCGCCUUAGUAUUCAUGAUAGCGCAUGAACGAGGAAGAUCAAGUAAAUGCGAUGAGCGUGUAAACAGACAAGUUGUCGAGUGACGGACAUCCUGGAGAUCGCGAUUAAUAAGUGAGCUACCUAAUCUCAUCGAUAAUCUUCUCGUCACAAUCACAUCCUACCUAUCCCUAUUCUUUCUAUAGAUAUUACAAGUUUUAUAUGAAGAAUAUCUCCGCUUAUAUCUUGGCCACGAAAAAAAAAGAGAACGAAUCGAAACAUCCGAUAUUACACAGUUUAAAUCAUUUCGUCGGUUUUUUCCGUAUACAACAUACACACACACACACACACACACACACACACA
Acromyrmex echinatior (Panamanian leafcutter ant) is the source of this 925-nucleotide messenger RNA. It is a transcript of the gene Ntf-2, whose product is annotated as nuclear transport factor-2. NCBI's taxonomy places the organism in Eukaryota, Metazoa, Arthropoda, Insecta, Hymenoptera, Formicidae. Gene Ontology annotation, biological process: nucleocytoplasmic transport. The record is from RefSeq and is a predicted model, not a curated record.